AGGUGUGUCCGCCAUCUUGGAACGGUUCACUUACGUCACUCACAGUUGACUACAAUGCCCUAACACGGCUCCUUGCAGCCAUGGCUGUGAAAACCACGGGGAUUUAAAUUCCCGAAAAAUGGGAUAACCUUUCGUUAUGUUGUGUUGAUCACGUGACACGAGUCAAGUGGGAAAUCGAAAGUAAAGACUAUACAGCUGUUUUAAGAAGACUUAAAUUGCCUUUCUUGAAGAAAUAAAUCUGUCUGAGACAAGAAAAGUUAACGGACCAAACCCCGUUCAGAAGACAGAAACCGAACGAGAAGACAAAGGAAAGACAGCAGGGACAACGGAUUCAAAACUGAUCAUAUCGUCCCAAUUUAAGAUGGAUGAUAAAUCAAACCAAGGUUCACCAAGUCACAGCUGCUCAGGAGAGCCACCUGUUGGCACUAAAGGAAAUCCUUCAAGUCUUGUGGAAAUCAAAGUUAAUGGAAAAACUGGAAAGAAGAAAAAGAAUAAACGCAGACAAAGGCCGGCAUGUCAAAACACAACAGAAUCUCUGUGCUCCAGCGUCGAAGUUGAAGAUCAGUCUAAGCAGACCAAAAAAAGGUCUGCAAGGUCAAAGCAAGAAAAUAGUGCACAGAAAACAGAUAGAUCGACCCGUGACCAGUCGACCCAAACGGAGUCUCCAGAGUCUGUCCAAACACAGAUUGAAACUCCUUCAGAUCAGGGUAUAAACUCACCAGCAACAGAAUCAAAGUCCACCCAAACACUUCGGAGCAGUUUUACCUUACACCAGGCAUACUGGGGAAAAUCUUCAACUGUUGACGGGUCGGUUGAUGAACUGGCACCUCAGUCUAACUCCACUAGCAACCAACUGACUGUGAUCUCCUGGAACAUUGAUGGUCUGGAUCUAGAAAAUGUUUAUUCCAGAAGUAAAGGCCUGCUGUCACACUUAGGAAAGUACCGUGCGGAUGUGGUACUGUUGCAGGAGCUGAUUCCUCCGUAUGUGAAUCUUUUACAGAGCAUCAUGAAAGAUUAUGAGUUUGUGCUAGGCAAUCAGGAGGGCUAUUUCACUGGGAUUUUGCUUAGAAAAGGCAGAGUGCAAUUUCUUGAGAGCAACAUUGUAAAGUAUCCCACCACAGAGAUGAACAGAAAUCUUCUAAUCGCAAAUGUGAGCUUUCUUGGUCAUCCGUUGUGCAUUAUGACAUCUCACCUGGAAAGCUGCAAGGCUAACUCGCAGGAGCGCUUGAACCAGCUACGCAGAGUCUGGAAAUGGAUGAAAGAGGCACCGCUGGACCAUACGGUUAUAUUUGGAGGAGAUACCAACCUUAGGGAUUGGGAGGUGAGAAAGCUUGGGGGGCUUCCUAAUGGUAUCUUUGAUGUGUGGGAGACGUUGGGGGAACCAGAAGAGAGCAGAUAUACCUGGGACACGUCCAUCAAUGAUAACAAGGAAAUACCUAAUUCUAUACGCAUACGAUUUGACCGACUUUUCUUCAGGCCUGCAGGUGCUCAGGUGCAGCCUGAAACCAUGACUCUGAUUGGUCUGGAGAAGCUGAAGUGUGACUAUUUCAUUAGCGAUCACUGGGGCAUCCUUUGCACAUUUUUAUAUGGGUCGGCAUAGAAACAGUGUGUCACGCAAUGAUUUUAGUGUUUAUGGCCCGAAUAACGUUAUAACACCUUUUAAACAAGCUAUCGCUGAUAAACUUGAUGAUUGACAUCAUGAGCAUUUGAACUCCAGUUUAAAGGAUUGCCAUAUAAACCUAGUAUAUCUAUAUGUGGAUAUUAGUUGAUUUUAAUUGUAUUCAAAUAGUAAUGUUUCUUUUUGCAUGCUACAACACAAAAGAAAGAAUGAAAUUGCUUUUUUUGUCCACUAGAGGGAGCCCAAAGAACAGCCUGUUAUUCCCCUUCAAGCUUCGACCUUAAGGGAAUAUUAACCAAAUAAAUGUUUUUAUUUUGUUGAUCUU
This is a messenger RNA of Triplophysa dalaica, 1943 nucleotides long. It is a transcript of the gene tdp2a, whose product is annotated as tyrosyl-DNA phosphodiesterase 2. The transcript has 8 exons. Gene Ontology annotation, cellular component: cytoplasm; PML body. NCBI's taxonomy places the organism in Eukaryota, Metazoa, Chordata, Actinopteri, Cypriniformes, Nemacheilidae. The record is from RefSeq and is a predicted model, not a curated record. Gene Ontology annotation, molecular function: 5'-tyrosyl-DNA phosphodiesterase activity; single-stranded DNA binding. Bases 362 to 1600 code for a protein of 412 amino acids. Gene Ontology annotation, biological process: double-strand break repair.